Messenger RNA from Syngnathoides biaculeatus (alligator pipefish), 1031 nucleotides. RefSeq names its product diablo IAP-binding mitochondrial protein-like. Gene Ontology annotation, biological process: neuron apoptotic process; intrinsic apoptotic signaling pathway in response to oxidative stress. The transcript has 6 exons. Gene Ontology annotation, cellular component: mitochondrion. Lineage: Eukaryota; Metazoa; Chordata; Actinopteri; Syngnathiformes; Syngnathidae. Bases 96 to 782 code for a protein of 228 amino acids. The record is from RefSeq and is a predicted model, not a curated record.
CGGCUUAUGGCCACCAGAUGGCAGCAGCCCGUCACGUGAGACCGGAAGUAUUGACGUACCUUCGGCGACGGGAACGUUGAUUGUGGCGGACCAACAUGGCCGCGCUCGGGCGGGGGGCAGCCUUCCUACGUUUACUCCGGAGCAAUGCCCAGGUGCUGUGCAGGCGCUGCAAACCAAGCUGGAGGAGCGUGGCAGGGAUGGUGUCGGUGACCCUGGGUGGCACCCUGUGCGCCGUUCCCUUCACUCAGGUUCCCAGUCUCACUCACGAGUCUCUGAUCAAACGAGCGGCCUCGUUGGUAACGGACAGCUCCAGCACCUUCCUAUCGCAGAGCACCUUGGCGCUCAUAGAUGCCAUCACCGAGUAUUCAAAAGCUGUGCAGACGCUGAUAACGCUCCAAAAGCGCUACCUGGCCUCGCUGGGAAAGCUGAGCCAGGUGGAGGAGGACUCUAUUUGGCAGGUGAUGAUUGGCCAGCGAGCGGAGCUCAACGACAGACAAGAGGAUUGCAAGCGUUUUGAGGCCGUGUGGGUCACCGCCCUGCGCUUGUGUGAAACAGCAGCAGAGGCAGCAUAUACUUCAGGCGCGGAACACGCGUCCAUCACCAUGCAGACCAACAUUCAGCUUGCCCGCUCCCAAGCCGAGGAGGCGCUCAAAUUGUCCAGAGGUCUUGACAAGACGCUGCUGGAGGUGAAAGCCCUGGAGGUCCAGGCGAGCGCCCAGCGCGCCGCCGCUCUGGAGAAGAGCGAGGACGACGUGCCCGAAGCUUACCUCAGGGAGGACUGAAGAGACGACCGCAAAUCAAGAUCAGUGAAUAAACAAACUUUACUGGGCCGAGGGAGAGACCCCGCCGCGUCGAUGCAAAUCUCGAUUGCCUUGGUGGAGGUCUUUGGAAAUUCAGGAGUUUCUAACUUUCUUUAUGUUCUGACGUUGGCGGAGGUCUUUGCACUGCUUGUUGUAUUCAGUCUUUCAUGUCAACUUUGGAGUGAUUACUUUUUGUCAACACUGAAUAAAAGCACAUGAGAUUACAAGAGA